Alternaria rosae is the source of this 2148-nucleotide messenger RNA. Its product is annotated as methyltransferase domain-containing protein. Bases 1 to 2148 code for a protein of 715 amino acids. The transcript has a single exon. Lineage: Eukaryota; Fungi; Ascomycota; Dothideomycetes; Pleosporales; Pleosporaceae. The record is from RefSeq and is a predicted model, not a curated record.
AUGGGUCCGGACACGAGUCUUCCGCUUCCUGCCGAAUUCACUAAUACUGAGGAAUACGUCGAGUCAUUGCUGAAUUUGACGACUUCCUCAUGGCUACUUCAGACGCUCUGCGGAGGCGUUCACAUACUGGAUUUCUACACUCGCUCACCUGAUCUCUACUCCCAUAUCCUGCCACAGUCAUGGAGAGACUGGUUCAAGACGCGAGAUAUUAUGGACAUCUUGGACCUACUGAUGAGGGAAGACCUCAGUCAAUUCGAUGUUAAAGGGGAAUCUGGCGAGUAUAUCUGGCGGGAUGGAUCUGCGCCUCCUGAGGAACUGCUAGAGUACAUUCGCACUGUGCGAAAGCAUCUGCUGGCUCGCGACUUCCCUCCACCAAACUCCGGCCUUGAGCCUCAGAAAGCUGCUAUAUCACGUCACAUCGCAACCGGUAUGAAGGUGAAAAAGGUGCACGAGGUUGACAACUUUGCGCGCUACAUUGACAGACUCACCUCCGAGAUAGCACAGUCUGACAGGAAACCUAUUUCCCAUCUUGUCGACUUCGGCUCCGGUCAGAACUAUCUUGGCCGCGCACUUGCUGCUCCACCUUACUCCAAGCACAUCGUUGCUGUGGAAAGUAAACAGCACAACAUAGAGGGUGCGAAAAACAUGGAUAUCCUAGCCAAGUUGGUAGCCAAGCCCAUCGUUAUGAGGAACAAGAAGGAGUACCGCGCUAAGAUGGGCAAGUCGAAGAAGGGCAACAAGACCGAAGAGUCUGAAACAACUCUCCUUGAUGAAUCCAUCUCAGCCAAUGCUAAGGAGGAAGGCUUAGCGACAAACGGUCAUGAUCAGGAAGCAACAUCCGCUUCAGGUACUCAGGAUUCUGCUACUGCUCCUCCACUAUCGAACGGCGUGAACUGCAAUGAGGAUGGCUGCACACUACAUCCAGUCUCGGAAGCCAUCUCAGAUCCCGUUUCGACGACCAAAACCUCUACUCUACAAAUAUAUAAUGAAGGCCAUGGUAGCGUACAGUACGUUGAACACAUCAUCAAGGGUGGUGAUCUGACACCUGUCAUUGAUCAAGUCCUUGACAGCUCCAACGUACCCAAUGAGGCGGUGACUUCGGAGACAGCCGUGGUCGCCGAAGCUACUGACUUGAACGUUGUACCAAAACCAAAGGAUGUAAACGCAAUGGUCAUUUCGCUGCACUCAUGCGGCAAUCUCGUUCAUUACGGACUACGCUCCAUGCUUCUCAACCCACAUAUCUCCGCAGUAGCCAUGGUAGGGUGUUGCUACAAUCUGGUCACAGAGCGUCUUGGACCUCCUACUUAUAAGCUACCUACGCUUCGUCCUAAUCAUCCACGCCUCGAGUCUACCUCCAAAGCGUUCGACCCGAACGGAUUCCCCAUGUCAGAGAGACUCGCAAGAUACCCAUUACCACAUACGCCUCUGGAACCGGCAGAAGACGACUCGAAAACAGAUACUGGCAGACCCGAACAGCCAAAGGGUAUACGUCUCAAUAUUACAGCCCGCAUGAUGGCUGUGCAGGCGCCUUUUAACUGGGGCGUGGCCGACUCAGAGCUCUUCUUCACUCGUCACUUUUAUCGAGCUCUGCUUCAGCGCAUCUUCCUGGAUCGUGGCGUAGUCUCGGCACCCUUGGACGAGCAGGGCCUUGUUGGUAGUGCAGUCUCAGCUAACGGUCAUACUUCGCAAGUGAACUGGACACCACCAAACGGUCGUGGCCCUGGCCUGUCUUCGGAUGGUACAACAACGCCCCUCACUAUAGGCACGCUGCGCAAGUUUGCCUACAGCGAUUUCGUCUCCUACGUUCGAGCUGCGCUAGCAAAACUUACGGCGGAGAACUCUUUCUGUCAGGUUGAUCCCAACUUCAUAAAAGGAAAGAUGGAUGGUUUGACAGAUGAAGACAUUAGGAGUUACGAAAUCAGCUAUGCUGAGAGAAAGAAGGAAUUGAGUGUCAUGUGGAGCUUGAUGGCCUUCAGCGCUGGCGUAGUCGAAGCUGUCGUCGUGACAGAUCGAUACCUGUGGCUCAAGGAGCAGAGAGAAGUUGAACAUGCGUGGGUUGAGCCUGUAUUUGAAUACAAGUACAGUCCGCGCAACCUUGUCGUCGUAGGUAUCAAGAAGCAGAGCGGCAUGCACAGCUGUAGUCAAUGA